This is a messenger RNA of Drosophila ananassae, 1922 nucleotides long. RefSeq lists its product as uncharacterized. The coding region runs from base 28 to 1908 and encodes 626 amino acids. NCBI's taxonomy places the organism in Eukaryota, Metazoa, Arthropoda, Insecta, Diptera, Drosophilidae. The transcript has 3 exons. The record is from RefSeq and is a predicted model, not a curated record. Gene Ontology annotation, molecular function: ligand-gated monoatomic ion channel activity. Gene Ontology annotation, cellular component: membrane.
UUGGAUUGGCAAACAGUUUCCCUCGCAAUGACCGCUCUGUGUCUGAAGCAGCUUGUGAUCCUUCUACUCCUCGUCCUGUCGGGCGUGGCAAGUGAGAAUCACAUACGAAUUAAGGUCAAGAAGAGUUCUCAUCUGAUGGUAAAAGUAAGCGAGAUUCUGUGCAAGGCUCGGAUCAAGGUACUGUUCGUGUACUUCGAGAACGUCAGUUCACACCAACACACGGGCCAGAUUCUGCAAGAGGUGACGAAAUGCAACAUAUCCUACAUUUCCCUAAGGAAUGAACUGACACCUCUGGAAGCCGUCAAGGAUGACGGAAUUCUCAUGUAUAUGACCAUGAUAAUCACCAACAUCUCGCAGCCCUUGGAACUGUCACUGAUUCACAAAAAAUCAGCCGCGAAGCAUCUGUCGCACGUAUUCCUCCUCGUCAGAGACGCCAAUACCGUUUCAGAUGCUUGGAUGCGAGCCAGUUUCCGGCAGUUCUGGAAAAUCUGGCUGCUGAACAUCGUCAUCCUGUACUGGCGGGAGAAGCGUCUGCAUGCGUACCGAUACAAUCCGUUUACGGACAAUUAUUUGAUUCCCGUAGAGCACGAACCGGACGGACUGCCGACAUUGGCGCAACUUUUUCCCAAAACCAUUCCCAACAUGCAGAGAAAGCCGCUAAGGAUGUGCAUCUACAAGGACGAUGUGCGGGCAAUCUUUUUUAAGCAGGGCAUCAUCCUUGGGACCGACGGACUUCUGGCAAGCUACUUGGCCGAGAGGCUAAACGCCACCAUGAUGAUUACCCGCCCACACUCCUACAACAACCACAACCUCAGCUCGGACAUCUGCUUCCUGGAGGUCGCCAAGGAGUACGUGGAUGUGGCCAUGAACAUCCGCUUUCUAGUGCCGGACACAUUCAAGAAGCUGGCCGAGAACACCGUGUCCCACAUGCGCGAUGAUCUCUGCGUGAUUGUUCCCAAGGGAAAAGCGGCCCCCACUUUCUGGAACAUAUUUCGAUCGUUUGGGCCAUUAGUCUGGGGCUUCAUUCUUGCCUCUGUCAUCCUUGGCAAUGUAUUCUGCUACAUGCUCCAGUCGAGAGUGGGAGGAGCUCCGAUGCAGCUCUUUGCCGGGGCACUCACCAUGCCCCUCACCAACAUUCCCCCCAACCAUGCCAUCCGGUUGUUCCUCAUCUUUUGGCUCUACUUCGGCCUGCUCAUCUGCUCGGCCUUUAAAGGAAAUCUGACCAGCAUGAUGGUCUUUCAGCCAUAUCUUCCGGAUAUCAACAGCCUGAGUGCUCUGGCAAAGUCUCACUACCCCAUUCUGAUCCGGCCCAGACACGUCAAGCACAUCCAUCACUUUCUCUCUCUGGGCCAUCAGUACGAGGCGAGGAUUCGGGAGCUUAUGAUGGCGGUGCCGGAUAAGGAGGUGUACGAUAUGCUACAAAGCAACAAUCGGAACUACGCCUAUCUGGAGAAAUACCACAUCGCCCGCUUUCAGGUCAACAACCGGAUACACAUGCACCUGGGACGCCCACUCUUCCACCUGAUGAACAGCUGCCUGGUGCCGUUCCACGCCGUAUAUAUCGUGCCCUAUGGAUCGCCCUACCUGGGCUUCCUGAACUCCUUAAUCCGGAGCUCGCAUGAAUUCGGUUUCGAACGCUACUGGGAUCGCAUCAUGAACUCGGCUUUCAUCACCUCGGGAACCAAGGUGGUGAAUCGACGACGUGGCAGGAGCAGCGAUGAUCCAAUCGUGCUGAAGCUGGAGCACUUUCACGCCGUCUUUUCAUUGUGGCUGGUGGGGAUUGGAAUAGCAUGCAUGGUGCUGCUCGGAGAACUCAUCACCCACAACUGGCGCAGGGUCGUAACAAAGCUAUUGCAUAAGCUCUCGGGCGGCGGCAUGCAACACGCAAAAAACGGAUUGGGGCACUAAUGUGACUAUUUACC